AUGUCUGAUGCAUUGAAAUUCAUCGGAGCUUUAUUAUUCGCCAUCACAUUUUUGAUAAAUGGUUUGACCGCCAUGCCUUACGUACACGAUCAAGAUAAGGGUCAUGUUAGAAACAGGUUUUUGGUCAGCAAGGAAGCUGGCGUAAACAAAUGGUCGGAUCUAAAGGACGUCAUUGAUCCUACCACAGAUUUUAAGGAGGUUGACGGAGUGCUAGCCUUUGAGGUCAAGGUUGAGCCUGCACCCCCACCAGGUGAAUCCGCACCAGUUCCAUCCCCAUCAGGUCGUCGUGCAUCCGCAAGACGUGCAUAA
Melampsora larici-populina 98AG31 is the source of this 309-nucleotide messenger RNA. RefSeq lists its product as uncharacterized. The record is from RefSeq and is a predicted model, not a curated record. Lineage: Eukaryota; Fungi; Basidiomycota; Pucciniomycetes; Pucciniales; Melampsoraceae. Bases 1 to 309 code for a protein of 102 amino acids. The transcript has 2 exons.